Molecule: messenger RNA, 819 nt
Organism: Strongylocentrotus purpuratus (purple sea urchin)
Lineage: Eukaryota; Metazoa; Echinodermata; Echinoidea; Camarodonta; Strongylocentrotidae
Product: hyalin-like
Exons: 4
Coding region: 1-732 (243 amino acids)
Source: RefSeq, a predicted model, not a curated record
AUGAUUCGAGUUGAUACGACCGCUCCUGAUGUAGUCUGUAGUGAGGAUAUCACAAUCACUGUCGAACUUGGUAGGCCUACUCCGAAUACAUCCGUCGAGUUCAUACAGCCGUCGGCUACUGAUACGUCAGGCACGGAUUUACUGGUCUCCUCAAAUUAUGACUCGGGUGACGAAUUCCCGGUCGGGGCAACCGUCGUUGAGUACGUCUUUGCUGACGAGAGCGGAAAUGAGGCAACUUGCAAUUUCACCGUAAUCGUCAACUCAAUUGAUACGGUCGCUCCUGAUGUAGUAUGUAAUGACGAUAUCACCGUCACUGUCGAACUCGGUAUGUCUGCUCCGAAAACAUCCAUCGAGUUCAUACAACCAUCGGCUACUGAUAUGUCAGGCACGGCUUUAUUGGUCUCCUCAAAUUAUGGCUCGGGUGACGGAUUCCCAGUCGGGUCAACCGUCGUUGAGCACGUCUUUGCCGAUGAGAGCGGAAAUCAAGCAACGUGUAACUUCACAAUCACCAUCAACACCUAUGCUUUUCUGGACCCUGUGGGCAUAGAGAGUGGAGCCAUUCCAGAUUCAUCCAUGACAGCUUCUAGUGCAUGGGAUAGUGUUAAUCAGUGUUUUCCUGAGAGGGCGCGCUUACACCUUGUCAGGGAAGAAAAAGGAGAGAACUUCUUAUGUGGAGCCUGGUUAUCGCACUACCGCGAUACGAAUCAAUGGAUACAGGUGAGAUCGGCGUGAUCGACGGAAAGGCUUCCAUAAAGGCAGGUGUUGGAAGUUUUUAAUUUCUCUCCGUAGACCGGUAGUCCGAUAUGCCCUCCCGUGCCC